Verruconis gallopava is the source of this 2362-nucleotide messenger RNA. RefSeq lists its product as uncharacterized. The transcript is spliced from 2 exons. Bases 78 to 1802 code for a protein of 574 amino acids. The record is from RefSeq and is a predicted model, not a curated record. Gene Ontology annotation, cellular component: small-subunit processome; box C/D methylation guide snoRNP complex. Gene Ontology annotation, molecular function: snoRNA binding. Lineage: Eukaryota; Fungi; Ascomycota; Dothideomycetes; Venturiales; Sympoventuriaceae.
CGAAGGAAGCGUGAACUUUCCCUACCACUGCCAUUGCUUCCGCGAAACAUCGGGAUUAGCUAUCCCUGGGCGCAAAAAUGGCUCCUAUAUAUGUCCUUUCCGAGACCAGCGCUGGCUAUGCGCUGUUCAAGUCCUCGGAUAAGAAACUGCUGAAGCGCACUGAUAUUGCGGAUAAGACAAAGACGGCAGAGGAUACCUGCUCGCUUCUUAAGCUCAAAGAGUUUCGCAAGUUUAACAAUGCGACCGAGGCGCUCAACGAAGCGGCCGCCAUAGGCGACGGUAAAGUUACGCCCAUGUUGACAAGCUUCCUCGAAUCUCUCAAGGACGAAAAGAAGGCCUCAUUGGCCGUCGCAGACUCGAAACUUGCUGCGUCUAUUAACAAGAUUCCCGACCUAUCGCUAAACCUCGUCUCUGAUUCCACAACAACGGACCUAUAUCGCGCCAUCCGUGAACAUUUGCCCAGUCUCAUCACCGGUCUCACGCCAAAGGAUCUCGACACCAUGAAUCUCGGUCUCUCACACAGUCUCUCACGGCACAAACUGAAGUUCAGCACGGACAAGGUCGACACAAUGAUCAUCCAGGCGAUUUCCCUGCUCGACGAUUUGGACAAAGAGCUGAACCAGUACGCCAUGCGCGUUAAGGAAUGGUACGGCUGGCACUUCCCGGAAAUGGCGCGUAUUAUCAACGACAACGUAGCAUACGCACGAGUUGUGCUCACCAUGGGUAUGCGCUCCAAUGCGUCCAAGACGGACCUUUCGGACGUACUUCCCGAGGAGAUUGAGGGUGCCGUGAAAGCCGCUGCCGAGGUGUCUAUGGGCACGGAAAUCACAACGGAAGAUCUGGAAAACAUUCAAGCACUUGCGGAGCAAGUUGUGGACUUUACCGAGUAUAGAGGGCAGCUCUCCUCGUACCUCAGCAAUCGUAUGCGAGCCAUUGCACCCAACCUAACUGCCCUCGUUGGCGAGCUUGUCGGUGCUCGUCUCAUUGCGCACGCUGGUUCCCUCACCAACCUUGCCAAGAGCCCCGCGUCUACGAUUCAGAUUCUCGGUGCGGAGAAGGCUCUGUUCCGAGCACUGAAGACCAAGCACGACACGCCGAAGUACGGUCUCAUAUAUCACGCCUCGCUCGUUGGCCAAGCGACAGGCAAGAAUAAGGGUAAAAUCGCGCGUGUAUUGGCGGCCAAAGCUGCUCUCGGACUGCGCGUGGACUCGCUGAGCACUUGGGGCGCUGACCAAGAACAUGACGCCAGCGAAGAGCCGACGGAGGAGGAGCGCAGUGCACUCGGCAUCAGCGCGAGACGCUACGUCGAGAACAGACUGCGAGCCAUUGAAAACAGACCGAUCAAGUUUGACAGGAGCGGCAAUGCCAUCGCGCCGCCCAAUGCUCAGCCAGGGAAGUGGGAGAUCAAAGAAGCGAGGAAAUAUAACAAGAACGCCGAUGGUCUCACCGGCGACGAACCGGCGGCUUCUGCGCCAGCCCCGAAGGUGAAGAAGGAGAAGAAGAGCAAGCAACCACUGAUUGAAGAGGUGAACGGGGCUGCGGCCGAGGACGAGUCGGACUCAGACUCGGACUCGGAGAUGGAAGAUGCGCCCAAGUCGAAUGGCACAAGCGACAAGAAGCUCAGCGAAAAGGAGGAGAAGGCCCUGAGGAAAGCUGAAAAGGCAGCGAGGAAGGCGGCGAGGGCGGAGAAGCGACGGCUAAAGGAGGAGAAGCGGGCGAAGAAGGAGGAAAAGAAGCGCAAGAGGGAGAGUCUCGGGGGCGAAGGGGAAGAGAAGAAAAAGAAGAAGAGCAAGAGCUCAUGAGCGCGAGACGAGGUGAGGGCCGGGCAGGAGAAGGGGAAAAAAAAAAGAGAAUAAACGUGGUUCUUAAGGUUUUCCUGUUUCUUUCUACAAGAGUUCAACUGACGAAGGGAGGGGUGUCAUUCCCGCGCGGACGUUGGGAAGGGGGGACGCGAAACGGGGGCUCUCGGCGUUCUUGUUUGUCUCUUUUUGUCCUAUGCUCCUCUCUUGUCAUACAGUCUCUCCCAUCGGCGCAGAGAGAUGGGGGAAAAGAGAGAAAGAGAGAGAGAGAGAGAGAGAGAGAGAGAGAGAGGACUCUUGUAUAUCAUGGGCUGUGGAGCGUAUCCCUACUCGAACGCGCCGUUAUUGCCUGCAUCGGGCGGGGUUCUUCGUUUUCUCUCUUCGGGCUCGUUCUUUCUCUUUGAUGGGGGAUCUAUUUUCUUUUUAGAGCCGUUUCUUGCGCAUCACAGGGCGUUCGUUUUUCGAAGGAUGGGAACGUUUUUACUAUUACUCAAGCCUUUGAUAUAAAAAAGGAAUGGGAAAAAAAAACCGAAAAAGAAAAAGUUGACGUCUCCUGUUCCCAA